ACGGCGCGCCCACGCGGUGCGGCCCGGAGCCCUCGGUGGCGGUGCGCUCCGCCCUCUCCCCUCCCCUCUCCCCCACGACCCUCUUCCCUUGGCCGAGCAUGGGCGCGCGCGCGUCCCAGGAGCCCCGGGCCCGGGCCGGCCUGCGGCUGCUGCUGCUGUUUCUGCUGGGGGCGCUGCUGCUGGUGGCGCUGGUGGCCCCCGGCGCGCAGGGGGCUCGGGGCCGCGGGACUGCGGACAAGAACAGCCACCGGCGCGCGGCCAGCAGCUUCUCGCAGAGCGUGAGCAGCCUGUUCGGGGAGGACAACGUGCGCGCGGCUCAGAAGUUACUAUCCAGGCUGACCGAGCGGUUCGUGCAGGGAGUGGACAUGUUCGUGGAGACAUUAUGGAAAGUUUGGAUGGAGCUCUUGGAAGUCCUUGGACUUGACGUGUCCAACCUGUCACAGUACUUCAGCCCAGCCUCCGUGUCCAACAGCCCCACCCGGGCCCUGGUGCUGGUUGGUGUGGUCCUCCUGGCCUACUGGUUCUUGUCUCUGACCUUGGGUUUCACCUUCAGCCUCCUGCACCUGGUGUUCGGCCGCUUCUUCUGGCUCGUCCGAGUCGUCCUGUUCUCCAUGUCCUGCGUGUACAUCCUGCAUAAGUACGAGGGUGAGCCGGAGCAUGCCGUGCUGCCCCUCUGCCUCGUGGUGGCCAUCUACUUCAUGACGGGGCCCAUGGGCUACUGGCGGGGCGCUCCCGGUGGCCUCGGCAGCCCCAGCGUGGAGGAGAAGCUGGAGCACCUGGAGAACCAGGUGAGGUUGCUCAACAUCCGCCUCAACCGGGUGCUGGAGAACCUGGACCGCUCCAAGGACAAGUGAAGGUCAGUUUCCCCUCGGCCGUCCAAGGGUGCCUACCAGCUAUUGUGAUGUCAAAAGACAACGGAGGAAGAAUAAAACAGCAGCCAGCGGCAACCCCACCAAACCCCGACCCCUCCCAAUAAACUGAACAAGAACGCCACAACCUGGUAUUUCCCACUGUGUGCCGACCUUACGACCCACUGGAGGAGAAAGAACUCACGUAGGACUUAAAUCAGAGUGUCGCUAGUGGGCACAACAUAUUUUUUAAACAAUGGAUAUAGCCCUCUUAGCCGUGUAGUCAGAGAAAUUUAUCUGCAUAGAACAUAAAGUUGAUUUUUUUUUUUUCAAACAUUCGAAUCUUUUGUAAGGUUUUUAAAUAAAGGAAGAUCAAGUCAAGUUUAUCAGACCUUGGAAGGAAGCACUUGAAGAUUCGAAGGAAGUUUAAAUUGGCUGGUGGGUGAGCCCUGCGUGCGUUAUUAUCUUCGUGCUCCCAGAUGUGACCUUUACUUCAUGUCUGUUGGUGGUGACUUGGUUCAUGAGUGCUGUCUCUUGUUAUCGUGGACACCUGGGCUUCAGAGUGGAACUCGGUCACUUUUGGAUCCUAGGGCCCCUGUGUGCUCCUCGCAUUGUGUUCCUUCAUGUCUUUCUGUUUCUAUGGUGCUGGGGAUGCCGAGCUCACCCCCACCCCUGUCCACUGUGUUUCUGAAUGAAGGUACCCAUAGACGUCCUGGAAUCCUUUCCUCCUCACUGGACUUUAAUGUAGUCUAACACCCAGCCUUUCUAGAAGGAAAACACACACAGAUGGGGCUACAAAAUGUCUUUGGAGUUUGAUGCCAAGAACUUCCUGGGUGGGUCUUGAACAUUAUUCCGGAAUCUAGCUGAAUCUCACAUUCCCUAUUUGCCAGUUGGACCCAAAUGGGAUUUGCUUCUUUGUUUCAUUUGCUUUUCCUUGACUCAAGACCAUAGAAAAAACUGUUGAUGGCCAGUAACAUCUUUCAUUUCAUUGCUUCUAGAAUAUUCUUAGGCAUAAGCAACCUUAAGAUCUGAAUUGUCUGUCCUGGAAUUUUUAUGAUUAUGUUAGGUGCUUUUUGUCUGGGAUCCAGGGAGUUGUUUCAGUUUAACCUUGGGUUGGGGGGCCUGGGCAGAGAAUUGGGUCUGAGACUGGAGGUGACGCCCCCUCUGCCAGGACUCUGUGGAAAGGAAGCUGGCUUUUGCAGGAUGUGGCUGGGAUUGCCAUUGUCUCUGUGGUCCUUCAGUGUACCCUGGGGCCACAGUCCCAAGUUGAGCUUGGUGGAGUCAGUUGUCGGCUCUCAUGGCAGACCUUGGUGGAGGAACCCAGCCGACAAUAGCUCUGGUGCCAUGUGUCUGAGAAGUUCUGUUUUGGGUUAUCAAUGUCUGGAACACAGAUUCGGGUCUUUCUGAGGAUAGGUCUGAAACCUCUGUUCUUGGGGUGACUUGUAUGGGGCUCACACUUUUUUGAAUUCCAUUCACUUGUGGAACCCAUACUGGGGAAAUCUCUCCAUGGACAUUGGACACACAUGACUUCUGGUGUGAAACAGUUCAGUUACGUUUUGUUUGGAUACUCUCAACAGAUGUACUUGCUGCACAGGGUGUGAGUAGUAACUGGUGGAGGGGCAUGUCAGUGGCUAACUCAUGUUUCCUUCCCAAUGUCUGGCCAUAUCAUACCAAAAGAUUGAUUUGCAGAUAUUGGCUAUCAACCUCUGUGAAGCCGAGCCUCCCUGCUCUUGCCUUGGCUCCUCUCAUUGGUGGCCACAGAGAUGUCCGAUUUCAGGUCCUAGACAGUACCCCUGUAGCUGAGUGUGCAGUCCUAGUAUUCAGGAGGCAGAGGCAGGAGGAUUGCUGCUAUUUUGAGGCUAGCUCAGUUUAAAUAGUAUGUAUAUUCCAGGCCAGCUAGGAUUACAUAUCAAGACCAGAAGGCAGGUUUAGUGGCACACAAGAGCCAGAAGCAGGUAGAUCUCGUGAGUUUGAGGCUAGUCUGCUCUAUACAGUGAGUUCUAGGUCAGUCAGAGUUAUACACUGAGACCUUGUCUCAAAACAAUAACAAGAAAAAAGUUAAACAGCCUGACCAAAUGUAGACUCUAAAGCCAGUUUUAUAGUUUGAUUUAUAUAAAUCCAAGAUAAUCUUCAUUUGAAUUUAUUCAUGUAUUUUCUUUCAGAUAGGGUCUCAUGUAUCAUAGGCUGGCCUUGAACUUGCUUAAGUAGCUGAGACUGGCCUUAAACUUCUGAUCCUCCUGCCUCUACCUCCCGAGUGCAGGGAUGACAGAUAUGUGGCUCCACACUCAUUGUGUGCAGUGCUUAGGGUGGGACCUAGGCACCAUGCAUCCUAAGAGAGCACUCUAGAGUCUAGCCCCAGGAUGCCUUCAUUCUAAUGGAAGAAUGUACACACCAGAGUAGAAUGUUACUUGAUAUUCUAGAAGUAGACCUUUAGAUGGUAGAUGCAUACAUUUCAUUUCACCUUGUUUAUAAUGUAUUUUUUUUUUUUUUAAGUCAGGGUCUCUUCAUAGUGCCCCCCCUCCCUCCGCUGUCCUCGAACUCAGAGAUCCACCUGCCUCUGCCUCCCAAGUGAGUGCUGGGAUUAAAGGUGGGAGCCACCACGGCUGGCAUUGUUUGGAUGCAUUGUUGGUUGGUUGGUUGGUUGGUUGGUUGGUUGGUUUUUUUUGAGACAGAGUUUCUUUCUCUGUGUAGCUUUGGAGCCUGUCCUGGAACUCGCUCUGUAGACCAGGCUGGCCUCAAGCUCACAGAGAUCCUCCUGCCUCUGCUUGCCGAGUGCUGGGAUUAAAGGCAUGCACCACCACCGCCCGGCUUGGAUAUAUUCUUAUAUAUUUGGUUGUGAGCCUAGCCUUUAACGGCUGAGCCAUCUCUCCAGCCCUUGGAUAUAUUCUUAACUCCCACGUAGUUAAAGAUUUUUCUUUUUCUGUCUCCAUUCCGUGCAGGUGCGAAGUAGCUUAUAGGUUUCCCUUCUUCUACCAUCCCUUUUGUAUGUGGAAAGAUGUAUUUUUGUACCUCAUUUCAUGCCUUAUCUUCGGAGCUGUGUACAACUCCUCUUCCCUGAAUAACACGAGAAAGAGACAUUUUGAUGGCAGCGGCCAUGGAUCUGUUAUAAUUAAGAGUCAGGGGCCGGCGAUAUGGCUCAGUGGGUAAAGGUGCUUGCCACCAAGCCUGAGUUUGAUUCCCAGGACCACCCACAUGGUGAAGAAGACAGGUAGCGCCCACAAGGUUUUCCUCUGACCAUUGCACACAGGCCAUGGUUUGCCAUCCCUUCCCCUAAAUAAAUACAUGUAUAAUUUUUUUUUUAAAAAAUGAAAGGAAGAGAGAGUUGGGGUUUGAACUGUCUUAAAGUCAGAGUUAAUUCCCUGAUGGUUCUUUGUCACUAUAAGUACUUGCCUUACCAAGGAUAGGAUUGAGGUCAGAUUGGUUAUCUCUGAAGAACUGGAUUUAGGGGAUCACAUUGGGGUUGGUGAUUUUGGGGGGAGGGUAGGAGGGGGAAGACAGGGUUGGGUUGGUGAUUUAUUUUAUUUUUAUUUUUAUUUCCAAGACAGGGUUUCUCUGUGUAAUAACUCUGGCUGUCCUGGAGCUCACGGAGAUCCUCCUGCCUCUGCAUCUAGAGUGCUGGGAUUAAAGGUGUGGGUUAUGACCGCUCUUUGGGGGUGGUGAUUUUUGAUGCUGGUGGGUUUUUUUUUGUUUUGUUUUGUUUUGUUUUUUUGCAAGACAGAGUUUCUCUGUGUAGUUUUGGAGCCUGUCCUGGAUCUCGCUCUGUAGACCAGGCUGGCCUCAAACUCACAGAGAACCGCCUGCCUCUGCCUCCCGAGUGCUAGGAUUAAAGGCGUGCACCACCGCCGCCCGGCGAUGCUGGUGUUUCAUUUUGAACUUCUUAUUUUAUGUAUGUGGGAGUUUUGUCUGCGUGUAUGUCUGUACCACUUACGUGCCUGGUGCCCACAGAGGCGAGAAGAGGGUGUGGUUACCAUCGUCAGCUGCUACGUAGAGCCUGGCAAUCAAACCUGGUCCUCUGGAAGAACAGCCAAUGUUCUAACCGAGCAGUCGCUCCAGCCCUGUUUUUUUUUUUUUUUUUUUUUUGAUUGUUUGUUUGUUUGGUUUUUUGUUUUCUGAGACAGGGUUUCUGUAUGUUCUAAGGGAACUGGCUCUGUCGACCACGCUGGCCUUGAACUCAUAUCGUGAGUUCCCGAGUGUUGGGAUUAAAGGUACACACCGCUGCCGCCACCACCGCCACCAUCACCAUCACCGCCGCCUGGCUAGUUUUGGUUUUUUUAAGAUGAUGGUUCUCUUGUAGCCCUGGCUGGUCUCAAACAGGCUGUGUAUCUGAGAAUGACCUUGAACCUCAUGAUCCUAUUUCCAUCUUCCCAGUGCUAGGGUUAGAGAGAAGUGCCACCACACCUGGUUUAUGUGGUGCUGGGGGUGGAACCCAGCGCUUCCUACAUGCUACAGAAGCACUGUUCCAAACCAGCUCAGGCCCUCGCACCCCGGCCUGUGGUCAGGGUUUAUGUAGUGAUUUCUUCCCUGUUCGCAUCAGGAGGCAGUCUGUUAACAGUGCAGCAAACAGGCACCUUUUACAAAUAUGAUUUAUUGCUGCCAGCAUCCCCCACCCUUUGGGUCCUUUGUUGAGCCUUGGCCUUUUUACUGGCAGUAAAGCGUGGAAAAGAACGUCUUCACUGCUGGCCCUUGUGGAUCAUGAUGGGGUCUUCCAUUCAUAAAAGUGACCCAGGGACAUUUCCUGAGAGGCAACUUGAAAAUGAGGCUCAGCUGCCUAUGAGUAGAAGAUGGGGCUUCGGGUGGCCUUUGUGACUUCCAGGGAAGUGGGCCGGAUGGCAUAUCCUCCCUGGGUACCUCGUGAGAACCUUCAAGGUUCUGUGGGAAGUCUGUGCUCGGGAGCAUUGUUAGAUGGCCUUGGCACACCCGUGAUGGACCCAUGACUUGGAAAUAGUAUGACCAGGAAGCCAGAUGUGGUUGCAGUCUGGAGAUAGACAGGAAGGUGGUGUGUUCAAAGCCGUCCUGGGUUAUAUGGCAAGCCCCCGUCUCAACAAACACACACCUUGUUCAAGAGUCAGUACAGAAUCUAAAGUUGUAGACUCUACAAUGUAGAGUCUACAGCUUGUGUUUGGUGGCCAACCUGAAGUGCUUCCCUUCUGUGCCCUCGGUACUUUUUGUUUUGUUCCGAGACAGGGUCUCACUCUAGUCCAGGCUGGCCUUGAACUCCCAGAGAUCUGCCUGCCUCUGCCUCCCGAGUGCUGGGAUUAAAGGUGUGCAUCACCAUGCCAGGCAUCCCAGUAGGUUUUGAAUUGCCUGAUUUCACCAGAAAGCCAUCGCUGGUGUGUACUUGUAGCUACAAGGACUUUUCCAAGGGUGCGCCCCCCAAAACCCCUCCCCCCAACCUUUUUUACUUUCAGGUCCUAGGCACGUGAGCUCCACCCCCAGCCAGCAUGCAAGCUGCUUUUCAAAACAACUUAUGACAGUUCUACAAUGUUUUUGUUUAGGACCAUUUAAGUACUUGGACUUUGGGCUCCUCACCUGUGAAUUGUAGAAUUAUAUAUAUAUAUAUAUGUAUAUCUAAAAUUUGCGGGUUCUAACCCAGUAUUCUUAACACUGGACAGCUGCCAACGGUUGUCCUGACUGGCAUCAGCAAGCUGCAGCCCAUCAUACCCUUACGUGUUUUGUUCUGGGGUGAUCGAUCCCUCCAUAGCUAGGGCCGACAUGGAGAACCUGUUUUCCUGUCCCAGUGGCAUAAGAAGCCCACUGUUUGCAUUGUCACCUGGACAGCUAUGACAGCGGACGGCGUGAUCGACUCUCUGUCCUGAUGUCUCUGCAGAUUUCAAGCUUUUCCUCUUGUGUCCGUUUCCUGUCUGCAUCUGUGAUAAAUCUCUGAAUAGCCUAUAAUUAAUUUCUUGUGACAGUGACUAGUGUGCAGUUAAAUCCCCCAUGAGGUAAUUAUUUCCCUGUUCUUAGCUGCAAAUCAUACUCUUUUUUUUUUUUUUUUUUAAACCAAUGAUGUCUUCGUGGUUGAGUUCAUAUCUUGUGCCUCAGCUUAGAAAUUUUUAAUAGUAUUUAGUUAACACAAUAGAAAGCCAUUCCGUGAACAUAGUGGGGUGCACACACACACACACACACACACACACACACACACACACACACACACGUGCACAUACCUUAGUUGGGAAGCAGAUUCUACGAAUAUCUUAUAUAGAAAAAAAGCGUCAGGCUUAUUAUUUUUUUGCAAAGUGAUGGAUACAUUCCUCUUAUUUAUUAAUCACUGGCUUUGAUGUUAGAGGUCUUUGUAGAUUGACUUAAGAACUGGAUUAAAACAUUGUGAACAUUACAGCUUAAUAAACGUUUACUGUAAAUUUGC
Molecule: messenger RNA, 7212 nt
Organism: Peromyscus californicus insignis
Lineage: Eukaryota; Metazoa; Chordata; Mammalia; Rodentia; Cricetidae
Gene: Bri3bp
Product: BRI3 binding protein
Exons: 3
Coding region: 99-854 (251 amino acids)
Cellular component (GO): mitochondrion
Source: RefSeq, a predicted model, not a curated record